GGAACAGCGGCUACUGUCCGCCCAUCCGUUCAUAUGGAUGAACAGAAGAUAGCGAACAGGGCGGGCGGGUCUGUGAGUCGGCGUCGGGGAGCGCGCGCCGUGGGGAGAAGCAGGGGCGAUCGGAUUGGCGUCGUCAGUUGGCAGACCCAAUCUAGAAUCGCAAGCGACCGGUGCCCCAUCCCCGCUUAAAUACACUCCCUCUCCCCUCCUCAAGUACUCGCACCCGCCUUGCUGUCGAGCCACCAUCCUCUACUCACCCGUUCAGGCAUCCACCACGCCAUGUCCGCCCUCACCGCGCAGCUUCACGAGAAGGCGCCUCGCACAAGAGGCGUGUCUGCCAUGCACUUCAAGAGCGCGACCACCGGUGUCGCAACCAAGAACAUGCGAAAUGAGCUUAACAGGCUCGUCAACUCCGUCUCCGACCCCGAAACCAAGAAGGCUUUCGAUACCGAGAUGCAGUCAUUCUUCUAUCUGUUCACCCGCUACCUCGCCGAGAAGGCCCAGAGCAAGGAGCUCGACUGGGACCGUAUCAAGUCUCCCGCCGCGGACCAGAUCGUCCCGUAUGACGACCUGCCCACGAAGAGCGAUGCACAUGCCCUUAACAAACUCGCCGUGCUCAAGGUCAACGGUGGUCUCGGUACUUCUAUGGGUAUGACGGGCGCGAAGAGUGCGCUCGAGGUCAAGGACGACAUGACCUUCCUCGACCUUACCGUCCGCCAGAUUGAGCACCUGAACACGACGCACCGCGUGGACGUGCCGCUCAUUCUCAUGACGUCAUUCAACACCCAUGAGGACACGCUCCGUAUCAUCAAGAAGUACGCCAACCAGCAGCUGCGCAUCACCACCUUCAACCAGUCGCGCUACCCCCGCAUCGACAAGGAGACGCUGCUCCCGUUGCCGGGGUCCGCGACGGACAACAAGUCCAAGUGGUACCCGCCCGGUCACGGCGAUCUCUACAAUGCGUUGAUGCACUCUGGCGUCCUUGACCAGCUUCUGGCGGAGGGCAAGGAGUACCUGUUCGUGUCGAACUCGGACAACUUGGGUGCCGUUGUCGACCAGAGGAUUCUCCAGCACAUGGUUGACGCCAAGGCGGAAUUCAUCAUGGAGGUCACGGACAAGACCAAGGCCGAUGUUAAGGGUGGUACCCUUAUUGACUACGAGGGCAACGUGCAGCUCCUCGAGAUUGCCCAGGUCCCUUCUGAGCACACCGAGGAGUUCAAGUCGAUCCGCAAGUUCAAGAUCUUCAACACGAACAACUUGUGGGUCAACCUCAAGGCGCUCAAGCGCGUCAUGGAGAACGAGGGCAUGGAGCUCGAGAUCAUCGUCAACCCGAAGGUGACCGAGGACGGCGCGUCUGUUGUGCAGCUCGAGACCGCCGCGGGCGCGGCCAUCCGCCACUUCAAGAACGCGCGCGGCAUCAACGUCCCGCGGAACCGCUUCCUGCCCGUGAAGAGCUGCUCGGACCUGCUGCUCAUCAAGAGCGACAUCUACUCGCUCGAGCACGGCCAGCUGGUCAUCAACCCGAACAGGAUGUUUGGGACGACACCGGUGAUCAAGCUUGGGGACCACUUCAAGAAGAUCGCGCAGUUCCAGAAGCGCUUCAAGAAGAUCCCCAAGAUCAUCGAGCUCGACCAUUUGACGGUUACGGGCGAUGUGUACUUCGGGCGCAAUGUUACGCUGCGCGGCACUGUCAUCGUCGUCGCGAACGAGGGCCAACGUAUUGAUAUCCCCGACGGUUGCGUGCUUGAGAACAGGCUGCUCUCUGGUAACCUGACCAUGACCGAGCUCUGAGGCUGAGCUCGUAUACCCACCCUUGAUACCCUCGACUCGCCGCAUACGCUCACGUUACUGACGCUACCCCUUUUGAAUACACAAACUGAACCGCAAGGACUGUACCACCCAUCUCGUAGACGACUUACACACGCCCGUACUGACCCCCAUCCUACUUACGCGCAUCUCAUCUUCAUUUCUU
This is a messenger RNA of Trametes versicolor FP-101664 SS1, 1972 nucleotides long. Its product is annotated as UTP--glucose-1-phosphate uridylyltransferase. The coding region runs from base 280 to 1791 and encodes 503 amino acids. The record is from RefSeq and is a predicted model, not a curated record. Gene Ontology annotation, molecular function: UTP:glucose-1-phosphate uridylyltransferase activity. The transcript is spliced from 10 exons. Gene Ontology annotation, cellular component: cytoplasm. Lineage: Eukaryota; Fungi; Basidiomycota; Agaricomycetes; Polyporales; Polyporaceae. Gene Ontology annotation, biological process: UDP-alpha-D-glucose metabolic process; glycogen metabolic process.